AUGGAACAUGGAGGCCGCAGAAGCCUGGAAUCACAUACUGUGUUCCGUCAGCUUCUAGAUGUCUCAUGUGAUUACCGACUAGGAGUAGACCACAAACUCCAAGUUUUAGAAGCACAGUUUAAAGAACUGGACUUCACCAAGGAUAGCCUGACACAGAAAUUUGAACAUCAUAGCAAGGCUUUGGCAAACCAGGCAGCCCACGAUGAACUGUGGACAGCAGUGCUGGCACUCAAAUUCACUUCAAUGGAACUGAGUAUUUUAUAUAGCUACGUCAUGGAAGUACUCAUCUGCUUGCACACUCGUGUGCUUGAGAAGCUGCCAGACCUGGUGAGAGGUCUUCCCACCUUAGCCUCUGUCCUAAGACGAAAAGUCAAGAACCAGCGUAUUAGAGGUGUUUGGGAGUCUGUCCUGGAGGAAAGUGGGCUGGAAGAAGGAGAUAUCACAGCACUUUGUACCUUCUUUAUUGCAUAUGGUAACAAGGCAGAAUACUAUGUUGCUAAAGUGAGGCAGAUGUAUAUCAAGGAUGUCACUUUCCUGAUCACUAACAUGGUAAAGAACCAGGCUUUGCAGGAUGGUUUGCUCAGGGCUGUGCAGGUCAUUGAGAAGGGAAAAGCAGUGAAGGCCCCUGAAAACCAAAAGUCCCCCCUAAAAGAGUUGAUACCAUUAGCCAGAAACUAACUUUACUCUAUGACCAAGGGAUUCUACUUCUAGUAGUUUAUCUCACAAAAAUGGGGGGGGGGGGUAGGAAACGUAUGUACAAUUUAUUAUACACCUAUUUUUAUAGCAAAAGUGAGGGGAGCCUUAAACAAAAUAUGAUAAAUUGAUACAAUGGAUACUUUCUGUGUAAGAGAAUGAAGAAGCUCUUUGUGUAACUGUACAAUGAUACAGAGCUAUCACCAAGAUGUGUUGUUUUAAAAUAUUUCCUAUAUAUUGUUAAAUGGAGGAAAAAAAGGGCAAAAAUGAAUAUCCACACACACACAUAUACAAGCCAAUAUACCCAUAAACUUCAUAAGCUUCUUCUGGAGAGAUAGAAAGUGGUAACUUUGGCUGUCUCAGGGAAAAAACAAAGAGGCUAGGGAUCAAAGGUAGGAGGAAUUCUUUUCACUGUUAAAGAAUGUACUGUUUUGUACAUUUUGAAUUUUGAACCAUAUGAAUGCACAGUAUAUUAAAAGACAAACCAAU
Messenger RNA from Panthera uncia (snow leopard), 1182 nucleotides. It is a transcript of the gene SMCO1, whose product is annotated as single-pass membrane protein with coiled-coil domains 1. Lineage: Eukaryota; Metazoa; Chordata; Mammalia; Carnivora; Felidae. The transcript is spliced from 3 exons. Bases 1 to 678 code for a protein of 225 amino acids. The record is from RefSeq and is a predicted model, not a curated record.